This is a messenger RNA of Xiphias gladius (swordfish), 1639 nucleotides long. Its product is annotated as Usher syndrome type-1G protein homolog. The transcript has 3 exons. The record is from RefSeq and is a predicted model, not a curated record. Gene Ontology annotation, biological process: sensory perception of light stimulus; equilibrioception; sensory perception of sound. Lineage: Eukaryota; Metazoa; Chordata; Actinopteri; Istiophoriformes; Xiphiidae. Gene Ontology annotation, molecular function: protein binding. The coding region runs from base 1 to 1434 and encodes 477 amino acids.
AUGAACGACAGGUACCACCGGGCGGCCAGUGACGGCUACCUGGACGUGCUGAGGGAGGCCACGCGGAGGGAGCUGAACGCACCGGAUGAGGACGGGAUGACACCGACCCUGUGGGCCGCCUACCACGGCAACCUGGAGGCGCUCCGGCUCAUCGUGGGGAGAGGAGGUGACCCAGACAAGUGUGACAUCUGGGGGAACACACCACUUCACCUGGCAGCUGCCAACGGCCACCACAACUGCCUGUCCUUCCUGGUGGCUUUCGGUGCCAACGUGUGGUGUCUGGACAAUGACUACCACACACCGCUGGACAUGGCCGCCACCAAGGGCCACAUGGACUGUGUUCGCUACCUGGACUCCAUCGCUGCCAAGCAGACCAUCCUCAAUCCAAAGCUGAUCAGCAAACUGAAGGACCGGGCUUUCCGCGCCGCAGAGCGCCGGAUCAAAGAGUGCGUGAAACUCCAGAGGAAGCACCGAGAACGUAUGGAGAGGAAGUUUACGAAGGAGUUGGUGGCUUUAGACAACCUGGAUGCUAUUAGCUUUUCUAGCUACACCAGCAGCAGCACACUGAGUCGCAAGUUCAACACCGUCACCUCCAACAUGCCAUACUCGCAGGCCACUCUACACUCAACAGCCAAGGGCAAGGCCAAGAUACAGAAGAAGCUGGAUAAGAAGAAGCAGGUUGAUGGAACGUUCAAGAUCUACGAGGAUGGGAGGAAAAGUGUGCGCUCGCUAUCCGGCCUGCAGCUAAGCAAUGACGUCAUGUUCCUCAAACAGGGCACCUAUGCCAACCCCAAGGAGAGGUCACGCCUCAACAUCCGUGACAUGUUCCCCCGUGACAAUGAUGACGAUGCCGACACCAUCUCCCGUGCCAUGAGCGACCCGGGCCUCCAUGAGGCUGCGUAUUCAGAGAUCAGCGCUGACUCCGGUCGUGAUUCCCUGUUCACGCGGCCCGGGCUUGGCACCAUGGUGUUCAGGAGGAACUAUAUGACUGGGGGCAUGUUUGGGAUCGGGGCACGGGACGAGGGGAGUGUUGCAGGGAGUGAACCCGUGGGCCAGGUGCCUGAUGUUCGUCUACGUGGACAUCUGCCUCGACGCUCGCCCAGUUUUGAUGAGGACAGUAUUGGUAGCGCCUUGAGCCUGCAAGAAAGAAACUUGCAGGAGUUGCCUUGGGAGGAGGCUGAUAUUGGGCUGGACGAGGACAUGGAUCCAGAGAACAGUCCCCUCGAGACCUUCCUGGCCUCGCAGAGCCUCAGUGAGUUCAUGCCGAUCUUCAGGAGGGAGAAGAUUGACCUGCCGGCGCUGCUGCUUUGCUCAGAUCAGGACCUCUCCAGCAUUCACAUCCCUUUGGGCCCCAGGAAAAAACUGCUGGAUGCCUGCAAGAGACGUCUGGACACCCUAGACGAACCAGAGGCCAUUGAAGACACUGAGCUUUGAAGGUCAGUGUUGGAGAAAUCCAUAUUUUAUUUUUCAAAAGUGGAUCACCACCCUUCACCACUCAUUCCUACCAAUAAACCUGAGACAUAAGCUACUGUGUUUGCAUGCAUCAACAUGGCCUUUGAAUGACAUUCACUGGGGAUGACAGCCAUCACAGAACUGUGAGGAAGUGAAUGAGUGUGGAUGGACUUUGCUAACGUUAAAC